AGGACAGCAAGUUAUUUUUUCGUUUCCGUUUCAUGAAAUUUGAAAUGUGGCUUUUUGUCAUCAAAUUGCUCUAAAAACAUAGCUAUUGAAUGGGGAACAUUAUUUGUAUGCUGCCCAAGUUCAGGCAAGAUCUUAAACAAGCCUGGAGAAGGGUGAUACACCUGUCUAGUUUACUUAGCCUGUAAACCGACGCAGAAUUACACAUCAGUCACAAGUGCCACAUACCGUUUUGAUGGGAUAAAUCAGCUCCUGAGUUCAGGAGCACCACUGGUAAAAACAAAGUUUAGUUUUAAACUUUAAAGCCGAUUUUCUUUUCUUCGUCCAUUCAUUAUAUCGUAAGGCUUACGCAUGGUAGUCUGGUCGAAGGAUCAAGACAAACUCUCCGAUAUGUCCACCGGGGCAGUAGAGAUGAAGAAGGAGGGUGCUCCGCCAGCCUACCACCACUCGAACGGGUCGGUGCAUCCAGUCAUACUGCCUGACGGCCCCGAAGAAUUACACCAUGAUGCCGGAGAGUACGAGCUCACAGAGGUGACUUCCUUUUCGGACCGGGCCGAACAGGAGAGCGACCGGUCCGAAAUGGUGGUCAUUGACUGUCGGGCCAAUGCUAAAGGACAGAGAGAGGAGGACGCGCUCCUGGAAAACGCCAGCCAAAGUAACGAGAGUGACGAUACCAGCACGGACCAAAACCCGGGGCAACCGGUUCCAUUGAAGGAGACGUCCUUCUCUAUUGGUCUUCAGGUCGUGUUCCCAUUCCUGCUGGCUGGGUUUGGAACUGUGGCAGCUGGCAUGGUGCUGGACAUUGUUCAGCACUGGGAGGUGUUCACACAGGUGACUGAGGUCUUCAUAUUAGUGCCUGCCCUCUUAGGACUGAAGGGGAACCUCGAAAUGACACUUGCGUCCAGACUGUCUACUGCAGCUAAUAUUGGACAGAUGGACACAGCCAAGGAAAUGUGGAAAAUGAUCAUGGGAAACCUAGCUCUAAUUCAGGUGCAGGCCACAGUGGUUGGAUUCCUGGCCUCCAUUGCUGCGGUGAUUUUUGGCUGGAUCCCAGAAGGCCAGUUUAAGAUGGGCCAUGCUGUGCUUCUCUGUGCGAGUAGUGUGGCAACAGCCUUCAUUGCCUCACUGCUGUUAGGGCUUAUCAUGAUCGGCGUGAUCAUUGCCUCUCGGAAGGUUGGCAUCAACCCAGACAACGUGGCAACCCCUAUCGCUGCCAGUCUAGGGGAUCUUAUCACCCUUGCCCUGUUGGCAGGCAUCAGCACAGGACUGUACAAAGAACUGGAUCAUAACAAUUAUGCCAAUCCACUGGUGUGUGCCUUCUUUGUCGCCUUGACGCCAAUCUGGGUGCUGAUAGCUCGGCAAAUCCCCUCAACACGUGAGGUUCUUUACUCUGGAUGGGAACCUGUCAUUAUCGCCAUGGCCAUCAGCAGUGUUGGGGGGCUUAUCCUAGACAAAACAGUGUCCAACCCCAACUUUGCUGGGAUGGCAGUGUUCACUCCUGUUAUCAAUGGCGUGGGCGGUAACUUGGUGGCAGUACAGGCUAGUCGUAUUUCCACGUACCUGCACAUGAAUGGUCUGUCAAUAGGAGAGCCCAAUCCAACUCCGCACAAAUGCCCCACACCCUGUACCACAUUCUUUGGAUCAGGUGUGAACUCUCGUUCAGCCCGUGUGCUCUUCCUCCUGGUUGCGCCUGGUCACCUGGUCUUCCUCUACACUAUUAACUCUAUGCGGGGUGGACACACCACUCUCACCACCAUCUUCAUAGCUUUUUAUAUGGCUGCUGCACUACUGCAGGUUAUGAUCCUGCUGUACUUGGCUGACUGGAUGGUGCAGUGGAUGUGGAGAAGAGGAAUGGACCCAGACAACUUCUCCAUUCCAUACCUGACAGCACUGGGGGACCUGCUGGGGACCGGCUUCCUGGCUCUGUGCUUCCAUAUCCUGUGGCUGAUUGGGGAUGGUGACACAGACGUGGGCGACUGAGCACUGCCGGCAACAGUCCUGUUUCCUCUGACGUUAUCCCUCCUGUCUCCAACAACACAAGCCUUUACUCAGAACACAGAGAAAAAGAAAACUCUACCCUCAUUGUUAUGGUUAUAAAUCUAUUAUU
Chanos chanos (milkfish) is the source of this 2104-nucleotide messenger RNA. It is a transcript of the gene slc41a1, whose product is annotated as solute carrier family 41 member 1. Gene Ontology annotation, biological process: monoatomic cation transport. NCBI's taxonomy places the organism in Eukaryota, Metazoa, Chordata, Actinopteri, Gonorynchiformes, Chanidae. The transcript has 10 exons. Gene Ontology annotation, molecular function: monoatomic cation transmembrane transporter activity. The record is from RefSeq and is a predicted model, not a curated record. The coding region runs from base 349 to 1977 and encodes 542 amino acids. Gene Ontology annotation, cellular component: plasma membrane.